This is a messenger RNA of Triticum dicoccoides, 1121 nucleotides long. RefSeq names its product oleosin-like. NCBI's taxonomy places the organism in Eukaryota, Viridiplantae, Streptophyta, Magnoliopsida, Poales, Poaceae. Gene Ontology annotation, cellular component: membrane; monolayer-surrounded lipid storage body. The transcript has a single exon. The record is from RefSeq and is a predicted model, not a curated record. Gene Ontology annotation, biological process: lipid storage. The coding region runs from base 395 to 892 and encodes 165 amino acids.
CCAUGACAUUCUAUUUUUUGCUUUUUCUUGUUUCUGUGUUUUAAAAUUUCUGCAAAUCAAAGGGGCCUUAAAGCUGUGGACCAGAGCAAAGUCAACCACAUGUAAAUUAUCAGAAAUUUCAGUUCCGAAAUUUCAGUAGGAUGGAUACGGAUAAACUCAGCAGAAGACUGUUCAAUUGGUGUGUGUAUGUCCAGUGUCUUGCUCCAGCAAAGCAACGAAAGCUUGUUUUAGUUGCACUGUGCUCAUCGGUGCCGGGGCGCCACACGUCGCCGUGCAUGCCUUACACGCUGGCCUGCUGGCACACGUCGUUCCCAACAAGCACGCACACUUCAACUCCUCCCCGCCAUCUCCUCACCAGCAAUUCUAUCUUCCCAUCCAUCUUGCGGCUCGUGCCAUGGCAGAUCAGCCGGGAAGCUCGUUGCCGGUCGUUGCUCGUCCGGCCCGGCUCCGGAGCGGCCAAGCGUCCUACUCGUCCCGCCGGCGCGUCCAUCCAUCCAACGCCCAGCUCCUCGUCUACCUAGCCCUCGCCGUCACCUUGGCCGCCCUCCUGGUCCUCACCGGCGUCACGCUCACCGUCGCGUCAGUCGUGCUCGUCGUCCUCGUCGUCCUCGCCCCGCUCUUGCUCCUCACCAGCCCUCUCUGGGCGCCGGUGGCAGUGGUGGCCAUCGUCUCGGGGGGCGCCUUGCUGUUUGGCUGUAGCCUCACGGUGUUCGCGCUGAGAGCGAGCACGUGGGCGCACCGGCGCCUGACGGGGCGGCACCCGGUGGGCGCGCGUCGGGUGGGCUACGCCCGUGGGCGUGGCCGGUUCGCCGGCGCGGGUGGCCACGCGACGGGCUACCACGGGCAGGGACAAGGGUACGAUCGGAUGAAGGACGCCGUGCCCGGGGCCUAGCUGGCGGCGAACAAGCUUCUCCUUCCGCGCAUUCCGUUUGGUUUGGAUACGUUUUACACGCUGUGUUUUAGUUGGAACUGGUUCGUUGGCGAGGUAUAUACUGUGCUGAUACACGUUUUCAUGUGUGUUUUGAAUGCAUUUCUUGAUCCUGCGGGAAUCAACUCUGCACAUUGCUGACUGUAUGUGCGUGUGUAUGUUUAUGUGAGUGCGGAGCUGAUCAAGGCCACUG